UUCAAGUUGGGACGGAGGGGAUUAUUCCUUAAGAUAGGGGGGCGGAAGGAUGGGAGAAAAUGAGUUUAUUGUAUUUUUAUCGUAAGAAUCUAUAUUCCCCAACAGCAAAUGUGCUCAUGCAAAAUCUGGAUCCCGCGGCCACCUAAGUCCAUAAACAAAGUCAUCAGAAUCCGCCCUACCCGGACGCAAAAACUCAUGCAAAGUCUCCCCGCAAACUUGACAAUGCUCAACAUCACGAACCUCAACACCCUCCGCAGAGUCUCGAACCGCCAGCCAUUGUCCCUUGGGAGCCGUCCAAACCAUCGACACCGGGUAACGGAGCCCGUUCAUGUGUUCACGCUCGGCAGCAUCCGUGUCACUCAGACACCACUCGCACCCGGGUCCUUCAAUACCCGCACUCCUGCCCACCAACUCGCUGACCUGCUCUUGCAGCACCGUCGUCCAUCUCGAGACCCUCGUAUAUUCCGGCAUCCUGAGCUCGAACCUGCGAAGUUUUCCCGAGUAAAGAAGGGUGCGCAGUCCGUUCAGGACAGGCAUCCAGUCGAAACGAAUGAACAAACCACAGAAGAAGCUGAAGGAGGGCAAGUCGAAGUGGAUGGAGACCCUCGAGAGGUUCGGCAGGCUGGUAUCGGAAGCUAGUCGACGCAAGGCUGUUCCCAUGGCGUACAGCCGAUCCUGGCAAAUCUGCUCGCUUCGGAACUUCAU
Molecule: messenger RNA, 705 nt
Organism: Mollisia scopiformis
Lineage: Eukaryota; Fungi; Ascomycota; Leotiomycetes; Helotiales; Mollisiaceae
Exons: 1
Coding region: 109-639 (176 amino acids)
Source: RefSeq, a predicted model, not a curated record